GCUGCAAGUUUACCGCUCAAAAGAAAAGAAGAGUAGCUAGGGCAAGCUUGUCCAAGGCACCGCGAGCGAGCGUCACCAUUUUCACUGUGAAGCAGACAGACAGACAGAGAGAAUGGCGAGCGACGCAGACAUGACCAGCUGGACUGAUCUUCUCCAUUCCUCAUCCAAGCUCCUUGAUCAAGCCGCCCCCUCCGUCCAGUUCCCUCCUCUUCAGAGGAACUUAGACCAAUUAGAGGCGUUGUCGAAGAAGCUUAAGGCCAAAACCCUCAGAACUGAAGCUCCUACCCAGACUAUCGCUGCAACUAGGUUACUAGCACGAGAAGGAAUAAAUGCUGAGCAACUUGCUCGUGACCUUAAAUCGUUUGAACUCAAGACAACAUUUGAGGAUGUAUUCCCUGCCGAGGCAACAAGUGUUGAAGAGUAUCUUCAACAGGUACACGAGAUGGCAACCAUGUCAGCAAUUCAGGAAGCUCAAAAGGACAAUCUUAGAAGCUUUAGUGAUUUUAUGAUGACCAAAAUGCAGGAGGAUUGGCAGAGGGAAAGACGGGAUUUCCUUCAGAGCCUGAGUAGAAUAUCUACAUUACCCAGGAUCAAUAUGGGUGAUUCUAGUGCUGGAGGAUCCCAUACACGGCAAAUAUUGUCUUUAACGUCAAGUCAGGUUUCUUCUGUACCACCAAGUUUAGAGUUUGCACCCCUGUCUGGUAGACCUAUUGUUGACAAAAAGGCCGCUGCUUAUGCUGAGGUUGUCAAGAAACUUAACUAUGCAAGAGAGCGGGGUUUACCAUUUAAACCUGCAGCAGCAUUCAGAAAUGCACACGAGGGUUUAAAUACUGAUGCAUCUGGUGGGAAAUCAGUGAACAUGCAGAAAAUAUGGCACCUGAUUCAGAUGAUGAUGAACGAGGACUCAACACCUCAAAGGAAUUUCUCCAAGAAACAUUCUUUGGUGAUUGGAGCAAGACGCCAUCUCGAGUAUGGACACGAGAAAUAUGUUAUAGAUACAAUACAAAAUCAUCCAGCUCAGGCUGCACUGGGUGGGUCAGUUGGGAAUCUGCAAAGGAUACACGCAUUUCUCCGGAUACGAUUGACAGAUUAUGGAGUUCUAGAUUUUGAUGCUGGGGAUGCUUACAGGCAACCUCCUAUUGACACUACAUGGCAGCAGAUAUAUUUUUGCUUGAGAACUGGGUAUUAUGUUGAAGCUACAAAAGUUGCAUCGGAAUCUCGUGUUUCACACUACUUUGUUCCCCAGCUUACUGAAUGGAUCAGCACUGGAGGAACGGUAUCAGCUGAGACUGCAGCUAGUGCUUCUGAAGAAUGUGAAAAAAUGCUAAGAUUAAGUGACCGAACUGGUAGAUUUUCUUUUGACAAGAAAAAACUAGUUUUAUAUGCUAUGGUGUCAGGAUCUCGGAGGCACAUUGACCGUAUUCUCAGAGAACAUCCAACACUUUUUAGAACCAUUGAAGAUUUCUUGUGGUUCAAGUUGUGUGCUAUAAGAGACAGUCCGUCAGGGACCAGUUCUAUUGUCCUCAAGGAAGGCUAUUCACCUUAUACUUUGGAUGACUUACAGACUUACCUGAACAAGUUUGAGCCAUCCUACUAUACGAAGAAUGGAAAGGAUCCAUUGGUAUACCCUUAUGUUUUGCUCCUGAGCAUCCAGCUGCUACCAGCACUCCUGUAUUUGUCUAAGGAUUUGGGAGAUGAAGGCUAUAAUAUUGAUGCUGUGCAUAUUUCCAUAGUGAUGGAAGACCACAGUAUACUCUCUGUAGGUAAUACUAUAUCAGGGCAGAAAUCGGGUGUGAUGGAUGCUUUUGCUGAAGUGUCUAGCAUAAUACGGCAAUAUGGUUCGCUGUAUAUUCGACAAGGUAAUCUUCUUCUGGCACUAGAGUACUAUGCACAAGCAGCUGCUGCGGUGGGUGGUGGACAGCUGUCUUGGAGUGGGAGAGGUAAUGUGGAUCAACAGAGACAGAGAAUCUCUAUGCUGAAGCAGUUACUUAUGGAGGUCUUGUUGCGGGAUGGGGGCAUCCAUCUUUUGCUUGGUCCAAGAGGUGCUGGAGAAGAAGGUGAGUUAGGUAGGUUCUUGACUGAUGUAGAUGCAAGACAACAGUUUUUGCUUGAAGCUGCUCGUCAGUGUCAGGAAGCUGGGCUUUAUGAUCAAGCUAUAGAAGUUCUGAGAAGAGUGGGUGCAUUUGCUAUGGCACUGGAAAUCAUAAAUAAGUGCCUGUCUGAAGCAAUUUGCGCUUUAUCGCGUGGUAGGUUAGAUGGUGAAAGCAGGACUGCCGCCCUUAUUAAUGCUGGGAAUGAAAUUUCCGAGGCAUACCAAUAUUAUCCAGGAAUCAGUCUUCAAGAAAGAGAACACGUGUUAGAGCAGCAAACUGUGUCAAGACAGCUUGAGGCAAUAUUGUCUAUUCAUAAACUUGCAAGAGCAGGUUCCUAUGUUGAUGCCUUGAGAGAGGUAGCCAAGAUUCCUUUUCUACCCUUGGAUCCUCGUUCGCCUGAUAUCGCAAGCAGUGUUUUCCAUAAGCUAUCUCCCAAUGUCCAAGCUUGUGUGCCUGACCUUCUCAAGGUCGGUCUCAACUGCUUGGACAAUGUUGCUGACACUGAUGGCUCACUCCGUGCAAUGAGGGCCAAGAUUGCGAGUUUUCUGGCAAACAAUAUGAACAGAAACUGGCCUCAAGAACUGUAUGAAAGAGUUUCUCGGAGCUUGUGAGUAUCAAAUACUGUUUCUGUCUAAGAUAAGAUGAAGAAGAAGAUGGGGGUAUUGUUGAAGAGCAGAAGAAGGAUUGUUUUAAGCUAAUUGCUAUUAUUAUUAUUAUUAAAUGUAUGCAGUUUGUUAAUAUUGGACUUGUUUGAGAGGAGGCAAGUUUUGUUGGGAUAUAAGAUAGUUUUUAAUUUUGAGAAACAAUACAAUGAAUGAUCUACUACAGAUAAUCCAAUUCUUCUGAAUGGUGUGUUCCUUCUUUGAAGUAAUAACUAAUAAUUUUGCAGUUAGUUUUUUGAGAAGUGA
This is a messenger RNA of Impatiens glandulifera, 3001 nucleotides long. RefSeq names its product nuclear pore complex protein NUP93A. Lineage: Eukaryota; Viridiplantae; Streptophyta; Magnoliopsida; Ericales; Balsaminaceae. The record is from RefSeq and is a predicted model, not a curated record. Gene Ontology annotation, molecular function: structural constituent of nuclear pore. Gene Ontology annotation, cellular component: nuclear pore. The transcript has 15 exons. Bases 113 to 2704 code for a protein of 863 amino acids. Gene Ontology annotation, biological process: poly(A)+ mRNA export from nucleus; protein import into nucleus.